CAAUAUGGCAGACGCACCGACGUAUGCCUCAGUAGUCAACACACGUUCGUAAAUUCGUAAAACAUGGGUCGCGCUCUGUUCUCUGAGUGCAGAAAGACCGUCAUAUUGAAUUUCCGAUCAUACACAUAAACUGCCCAGGGGGGCACGAUGCAACCCGUUUACAAGUAUGGAAACUCCUAAAACAAGCCAGCCAGUCAUCUUCAACCCGGACUUCUUUGUCGAAAGGCUGAAACAAGAACAUCCGAGCGACUUCACGGAUCUGGUCCUGUCGCAUGUCACGCGACUCAUCGACCUCCCAGGAGAUGAGUUUGCCCAGCUCACCGGGGACUGUGAGCCUAGGCUGCCUUCUUCCGCUGGCCUCCUUCGAUCUUUCAACAUCCUCAAACGAAAAGAAAAAGGUGCAGUUUUUGGUGCACCCUUAACUGAAGAAGGGAUAGCACAGAUCUGUCAACUGAUUGAAUACCUGAGCAAAAACCUUCACAUCGAAGGGCUGUUUCGUGUGCCGGGCCACAGCCUCCGACAGGCCGCGCUGAGGGAAAUCCUGAAUGCUGGGGCAGAAAUAGAUCUCGACAUGGGAGACUUCCACCCCAAUGACGCCGCCUCGCUGCUAAAAGCCUUCCUAGGAGAGUUGCCUGAGCCCCUGCUAUUGCACAGACACUACCACGCCCACCUUAAAAUUGGAGAGUUGACUGUCUUUGACGAGAAAGGAGAUAAAACAAAUACUCCCGACAAGGAGCGGCAGAUAGAAGCCUAUCAGUUGCUUUUCAUGCUGCUGCCACCAGCCAACCGCAACCUUUUGAAGCUCCUGUUGGACCUGCUCUAUCAAACCGCGCGCAACCAGCACGUCAACAAAAUGUCCGCCAUCAAUCUAGCAACCAUGUUUGCGCCACAUAUUAUCUGGCCCAAAAAUGUGAUGGCAAGUGAUCUUCGGGGAAACAUUGAGAAACUAAACAAUGGCAUUGCCUUCCUCAUUAGGCACUCGCAAAAGCUGUUCAAGGCCCCUGCAUACAUCAAACAAUAUGCACAUGUAUACUUUACUGGAUGCAAAACUCUCCAAUCAAAGGUAAAAGAUGACCUGACGCUCCGCUCGGGGAGCGAAGAGCCCCCGGCUGUGCUCGAGCCCACAUCCAAUCUUUCUGAGACAAAGAUCGACGGCAACAGCUCAACAAAGUCACUUCAUACCGAGACAUACACUGAAUCAGCUCUCAGGGAACUUUACCAGCAAGUCAAUAACAUGCCCGAGUCUGCCAAGAAGAAGAAACUCAUCAGACAGCUUGAGAAGCAGCCUUUAAUGGCACCCUCAUCGGACCCCGGCUCGCCACUCGGCAGGAAGCACUGGCGAUCCCGCUCUUUGGGUGGGAUUAUUAAGGCAACGAAAAUGGCAAAGCACAGAGGCCUGGAGCCAGCUGCUCAGGUGACACCAGCAAUGGAGGGGCUGCAAUGCAAGGGACGAAACCUCCCAUCUAGCUGUGAACUGCGUUACUUUGUAAUGCUUCUUAAUUUGAAGAUUUAAAAUGUCUCAAAACGGUGGUUGCUAGAUUUUACUUCCGGGUAUUUUUUUUUUCUGUGGAUGGGUGUCCAGUUUGUUCUUCUCAGGAGUGAGUUUGCUACUUUCUAUUUACAUAUUCAGUCAACCAGCUAUUGCUAACCAUUUUCUUUAGAUUUUUGGGAGAGGUGUUGGGUCGAGUGAAGAAUGCAUAGCAACUGUUAUUUAAUUCCAAAAAAUAUUUAUUUAUGCUUUUGUUCAAUGACAAGGGACCAUUUCACAGAAAUGUUGCAUUAGAAGACCAGGGACGUGCCUUAAAAUUAUUUUCCCAAGUUACUCUUUCGAUGCAAUUUCUAUUUAACAAGAAGUUUAUGAAAAUUACACUUUUUGGAGUCUCCCAAACUUCAGAAUGUUAUUUAAUUUAAAUGGAGCUUGUGUAAAGAAUGCAAUUCAAGAUAUGAUGUCAUAGUCAAAUGCCAAAGGUCAAUGUCUCCAGAUUAUAUCCAGUGUUUCUUUUAUUGGGAAUUUAUAGAUGUGAAAUAUUUUUUAUACUUUUUUUAAUACAUUGUUUUACUACUGAGCCUUCAAUGGUACUUUCUGCUGUUUGGAUUAGUACAUUUAACUUUUUUUCUUUUGGUCUAAGCUGCUUUUUCUGCAGUUUUCAUCUCUAUUCCUUACAUACUUCUUUUUCAGCUGUGAAAGACUUCAUCAUUUUUUUUGUAUCGCAUGUUGAGGGCAAAUGAAGCCGUUUGUAAGUGAUUACUGUAAGUUAUUGAGCCACUGUUACUCGUGAAAAGUUCUUGUUUUGUCAGUUGUGAUUUUUUUUCAGUUUCGUUGCCACUUUGCCAAGCUGUUACA
This is a messenger RNA of Syngnathoides biaculeatus (alligator pipefish), 2344 nucleotides long. RefSeq names its product rho GTPase-activating protein 19-like. The record is from RefSeq and is a predicted model, not a curated record. Gene Ontology annotation, biological process: signal transduction; regulation of small GTPase mediated signal transduction. NCBI's taxonomy places the organism in Eukaryota, Metazoa, Chordata, Actinopteri, Syngnathiformes, Syngnathidae. Gene Ontology annotation, molecular function: GTPase activator activity. Bases 167 to 1513 code for a protein of 448 amino acids. The transcript is spliced from 11 exons. Gene Ontology annotation, cellular component: cytoplasm.